Messenger RNA from Acipenser ruthenus (sterlet), 5820 nucleotides. RefSeq names its product interleukin-13 receptor subunit alpha-2-like. Bases 200 to 1315 code for a protein of 371 amino acids. Gene Ontology annotation, biological process: cytokine-mediated signaling pathway. The transcript is spliced from 10 exons. Gene Ontology annotation, molecular function: protein binding; cytokine receptor activity. Gene Ontology annotation, cellular component: external side of plasma membrane. The record is from RefSeq and is a predicted model, not a curated record. NCBI's taxonomy places the organism in Eukaryota, Metazoa, Chordata, Actinopteri, Acipenseriformes, Acipenseridae.
GUUCCUAGAGUCGACCAGCAGGUAGAGCUGUGAGACGACAUGAUUGUAUAAAUGCUGUCCUGUUAUUAUAAUGACUUCCAUGGAAUUGGAAAGCUUGCUGUUACUGAAAUACCCCUGAGCUGUGCCCUCUGAAUCACUUGCCUUCUUUGAGUAGUCUGUACAAGAUUGUUAAACUACAGGAGAUCGCAACAUUCAAGAUAUGGGGCACCUAAAGAUUUUGAGACUGUCAAUGCUGGUUUUGAUAUAUUGGAAAAUAUGUAAAGCAACUAAUUUAACCACAGUUGACCCUCCAACCAACCUACAGAUACUAGACCCUGGAUACCUGGGUGAACUCCACAUUGAGUGGCAAGCUCCAGCUAGCUUGAGAAGCAUCUCAAACUGUGUGCUGCGCUACCAGCUACAAUACUACAGCACUGAUGAAGGCAGAUGGAAGACUGUGAGAACUACACACUUAAAACACAGUGCCAGAUUUGACCUUGGGAAGGAAGCCAAAGUAAAAGUACAGAGCCUGCUGAAGGGUCAGUGUACAAAUGGUUCUGAACUGCAAAGCGUGUGGGCUGAAAGGACAUUGCAGCCAUCACAGGAAGGGAUUCCAGAGUCCAGGAUCAAAAACCUCGCCUGUGUUUUCUAUAACUGGGAAUACAUGGAAUGUACCUGGCAGAGGCCUCCAUAUUUAAACUACAACCUGUUCUACUGGCACUCAAAGCUGGACCAUGCAAUGGAAUGUGCUGACUAUAUCCAGUCCAAUGGGGUCAACAUUGGCUGCAAUUUUUCCAGUGCUGAUUUGGAGGACUACACCGACUUUAACAUAUGUGUUAAUGGCUCUUCUGCAGCAGGACCUCUGAUUCCAGUGUACUUCAGAUUUGAACUUCAAAAUCUAGUGAAACCAGCUGUUAUUAAGAAAAUAAAUGUAACAAAAGUGGGAAAUGAAAGACUGCAUCUGGAAUGGAAGCCUCCUGUGGGUAAAAUCAAAUCCCACUGCCUGGAGUAUGAGAUUCAGUGCAGAGAAGAUGAAAACGAAUGGACGUCUAACUUCAAAAAAGGAACCACAUUUACCAGCUCCCGAUUUGACCCGACCCAACACAGGCAUUGUUUCCGAGUAAGAAGCAAGCUAAACAUGUACUGCGCUGAUAAUGAGCUGUGGAGCGACUGGACCGCAAACCUGUGCUUUACUGAGGAAUAUGAACUAUCUGAAGCAUCCAUGUUUAUAGCUCUGGGCACUUCUCUGAUUAUCUUGUUUGCUAUUGCACUUUCCUUAUGGAUCAGACGAAGAGGAUUAAAGAUCAAAGGAGGAGAAGAUGGUAUAUUGCUCUGAUGUAUGGAACUGCUAUAUUUGUUCUCAAAUAUGUGCUGAGAUAUCCAAUAAGAUGAUUGUCUUGGUUGUUUUCACAAUCAAGUUCACCGUGGAGUGGAAUAACAUUGUGUCUGUGGAGAUCCAUGUAAUGAAAGUAAUAGUUUGGUAUAAAGUCUGCUUCAUAUCCUUAGCUGUCCUUGUGUUAACAUAGUAUUGUACUAUUGCCAUUAUCUUGCCAUUGCUUUGUCACUGCACUGAUCAUUAUUGAAACAGCUUACUAGCAAAUUAACCUUGGAGGUGAUUGAACAGAACAUCCUGGAAUAGAUUGUCAAAAAGUUCUGCUGCUGAGUGAACAUUUGCAUCAUAAGAAGAUGCUGCUAAAUAGGAUUGAAUCACCAGACCUGCCCCCUGUUCUGUUAAGUUGCUGUUCCAGUUGUCGUUUCACUGCCACAGUUUGUAUUUUGUGUUUGCAGUUGGAUUAUCUUUUUAGGGCAGAGAAUGAUUUGUAUUGUUUAUGCUAAUAUUGACAGAUUUUAGUUAAUACGUUCCUCAUUGUUUAAUUCAUUAUCUUCAUGUUUAAUGAUUAAGUUGCUAAAUCCCCAAUUGAAACAGGGUAAUCAGUUAUGUAUUACUGGAAUCUGGAUCAAUUAAAGCAGGGCUUCUCAACCUUUUUGUUCCUACACCCACCCACACACACACACACACACACACAUCAGGGAUGGAAAUAAGACUCAUAUUGCAGUGUCACCCAUUCCAGGUUUUACAAUGAGCUUGAUUAGCCCCAGUGUAAACAAGUUCAGGUUUAUCUUAUUAAACUUAUACUACUAAAAUCAAGAAUGGAUCCAACUGCUUUGCAAUGGGAGUCUUAUUUCUAUCCCUGAUAUAUAUACAUAUAUAUACAUACAUUAUUUAUAUAUACUGUAUAUAUAUAAAUAAAUAAAAGAAAGUGAUUGCCAACCAGCUGAGAAUGUUUUAACAAACCUUUAUCCUUGUAAUUCAGGAAUGCAGAGAGAACUUGGUCGCACAUCUUGCGGUUUUUCUCAAUAAUCCAUACUACUCACGUUUUCCAAGAGUCAAUUCAUUUUAUUUGUUUCAUUGAACAAACUUCAAAAAAUGUAUAUAUAUAUAAAAAACAUUUCUGAUCUACGUCCACAACACGUUUCAACUUUGUUUUCAUCAGGUGGUGAAUAUUAUCAAUUAGAGCACACCCUGUUUAUACCACAAGAUGUGCGACCAAGUUCUCUCUGCAGUCCUGAAUCAUAAGAACGAAGGUUUGUUGGAACAUUCCCGGCUGGUUGGCAUAAAUUGAGAGAAACAAUCACUUUCUUUAUAGACAUUACCUUAUAUUGGUCUGCACCUUUGUGAAGAUUUAAGCAUUGCAGUGUAAAUAAAUGUUUUGUUUUACUUACUGCAUAUGCAACAUUCUGUCAAGACGUGGAGGUGUCUUCACCAAGCACACUCGCAUGUCAUGGUCAAAUGUCUGUGGAUUCAUUAAGUUGUAUGGCAAAAUCAUUGUCAUGCAGCCCAUCAAUGCACUGCGAAACUAUGUCUUCUGACAUAAAAAUGAUCCGUCGUCUGACAGUGUCAUUUGAUGUUGGUAUUUUUGCCAGUUCCUUGGCCUUCUGCUCUCCAAACAUUUCCUUCACAAUUUCAGUGGCGAUUUUUUUACUUUAGCAAUUUUCUGCGCCACUAUGUACGAUGACACUACAAGCUUUUCAUCCAUGGUAGUAGGAGAUUUCAUUACAGCUUUAGUACCAAGCAGUUCCUUAGCCUUUCGCUCAAAAAAUGAAUGUUGCUUGUUUUUAUAUAUACUGAUGCACAAUGAAAUGCAACAGUCUGCGUUUUACAUUAAUAGCUCAUUGGGCACGUACGUUUUUUUUUUUUUAUCAUUUUAAAAAGUGAGCAGAUAGGUUUGUUGAUUGUUUGAGUAGUAUUGUUCCUUGGGAUAACAAAAUACUGAGCUCAAGUCAUGUGAUUUCAUGAAAAUGCCAGGUGCUCAGUGUUUGGUGUUUUGAGUUGAGUUAAAAUUGCCAAAAUGAGUUGAUUAAGAAUCUGUAUAAACAGCCAUUCAAAAAGACAUGAUUUUAUUUAACACAAGAACAGUGAGGGACAGGCCAUGUCCUGGAAGGCAGAGGGUCACCACACCGGCCCAGGACCAUCACAUACGACUGAUCCAUCUGUGAAAUCAUUUUCAGACUGCUGUGGCUACAGCACAAGAAAUUCCAGGAAGAAAUAACCUGUGCAUCAGGAGAAUGACUGCAGCUCGCCAUCUGCAUGAAAAUGAUUUGAAUGCUCGGAGGCCGUUCAGGGGUAACAUAUUGACAGCUGAGAGACGAAAUCACCGUUUUCUGUGGGCUAGAGAACAUCUGAGGUGGCUGCAGAGAGAGUGGUGGAGUGUUUUAUUCACUGAUGGAUGCUGUUUUGCCCUUGACAGACCUGACAGAAGACAUGUGUGGAGACGUCGUGGUGAGCGUUAUGCUGACUAUUGCAUUGUUCAAGCCAACUGGUGGGGUGGUGGAAGUGAGAUGAUGUGGGGAAGAAUCUCCUUUAACACAAGAACACCUUUGAUACAGAUUGAGGGCAACCUUACUUCUCAGCAAUACAUUGACAGUCCUUGAGGUAACUGAAAGCCAAUCUGGAAGUUUCGAUUUUCCAGAAGGACAAUGCAAGACCACACAGUGCUAGGAUUACAAUUGUACGACUUCAAGAAAACAAUGUCGAGGUCUUGCCGUGGCCAGCUUUUUCUCCUGACCUGAGUCCAACAGAACCAAAUUUCUGGGACCAAAUCAUCAGUGCCAUCCACAUGAGACAACAGUGACCAGGCAACCUUCGCCAGCUGGCUGCAGCUGCACAGGAAGAGUGGCGGAACUAUCCAGAGGCUGCUCAGGUCUAUGCAUCAAUUCUGCCAGGAUUGUGUUAAUGCUCAGGGAGGCCAUACCCGAUACUAACUUUGUAAUGUUUUCAUUUUGACAGUGUGUCACGUUUCAUACUGAAACUUGUCAUGAUUCUUUGAUCUGUAUUUUUGUUCAAAUUUUCUGUGAUUUUGUUUGAUAUCUAUCUUUAAAAUAUUUCAUGAAAUCCAUUAGACCUGAAUGUUGCAUUUCUUUUGUGCAUUAUUCAUAUUAUUUGUUUACUGAUUUGAGUUGUAUUAGUUCAUAUAGAAAAGACAAAUUAUAGACAAUUGAUGAAUGCUUGCCUUUACAUGCAAUUGAUAGUUACACUGAAGCUGAGAUAUUAUCUGACUAUUAUGGCUUGCUGAGAUUAAUGUACUGACUUGUGUUAUAUUGAUGCUAAUCUUCUUUUCUAUUUUGUACCAUAUUAUUUUACACAUUAUUUAAAAUUCAUAAGAGAGUGUUGUGUGUUUUAUUGUCACUCGUUGUCUCUGCGGUCUUGAAUUCGUCCGGGAGCGAUGUAUAACUAAGAGUGCUAAUCAAAAUAAACCAUUCCAGGUAUUCAUUAAUUAUCUUUAAUUGGGUACAGUACACCCUCGCUAGAACAAACCUGUUGGGGUUCAAGCCUUUUGUUUGUUAUGUCGAGGGGUUCGUUAUAGUGAAAGGACUAUUACAAUAAACGAUAAACUGUUGGAGUUAAUGAAUGAGAUGAGAUUGUGAAUACAAGUGGAAUUACAUGUACUUGUUUAUCUCAUGUAUGCAGUAUCCUGUCUUUGCUUUAUCUGAUUCGUUAAAGAAUUAAAACACAGUACAAAAAGCAAAAAUCCCGAAUUGAAGCUGAACUUUGUAUUCAAAAUCAAUCUGACAUGAAUCGUUUUAAAGUGCAGCAAAUCUUAAUCCAACAUGCGAGAAUCCCAAAAUGAGAUUUAAUUCCAAGUCAACCCGACAUGAAAAGUUCAUCAGAUCCUAAAGUUUUUUUUGUUGUUGUUGUUUAUUCUUUGAUCAAUUUUGCUUUGCCGCAUGGUUACUGAACAAGCCAAAAAACAGAGUGCUUUUUGACCACCUAUAUUCACAAGAGAUACGCCUGCUUUACUGCUUUUUUCAAACGAUCAAUAUAGUUUCCAGAUUUGUUGUAACAUGAAAUGCUUUUUGUUUCUGAGGCAUAGUUAAACAGUGCACUCUUUUUAUUAAGACAAAACACUUGACUUCACUGCGGAGGUGGCAUCCCAUGUGUACAGACCAGGAUGUUGACAGUGUGUGUGUUUAUAUUAUUAUUUAUUUUUUAUUUUAGUUUAUUUGGGGUCCAGGGGCCAGGUUCGUUAUAGCAGAAGGUUUGUUUUAGUGAAGGGAGUUAUAGCAAGGGUGUACUGUAUUUAAACAUCAAUUCUCCCUUGUGACAGGUUGGCUUGAGUGGUCUGACAGACACAGACAGGUACUUGUGGGGCUAUACAAAAAUAAACAAAUAAACAACGCUCACAGAGCAAAAUAAAAGGAUUAAACAAAACAAAGUCUCAAACACAUAAAACAAACAAUACUUAGGUCAGGCUGGGCAAUUGCCUUCACUGACCCUAAAACAAUAUCGCGUGGGUCCUUCCAGCGCACGUAGUACUUGUUUUGUUCUUUCAGUGUUCUCUC